AUCAAUACUACUUUUGAUGUUUGGGUUCUACCUUCAAGCAAGAGCAGUGAGUUUCAGCUACCUGAAAUUGGUGGAAGUGAUCCAUCUGUCAUCUAUGUGACUCCAGGGUCUGAAGCCAACAUUGAUUCACUAAUCCAAGAUACCAUACGUUUAACAGCCUCAGCGAAGGAUAUCUGCUCAGAAUCAUGUGAGAAGCCUGCACUCAUAUGGCAAUAUUCUGAAGGAAAGAGGGGUUAUGAUCAGAGGUGGUCUAGGCUACUUGAGAUAAAAAAUGCAAUCUAAAGGAUGCCAAGUUUAAUCAGUCUCAAGAAGACAUUUUGCCAGGUAUUGUGACUUCUAUCAUCAAGAGCAUGCAUUAUUGCCCAAUAUUUUUUGCAUGGAGAUGUGAUCAACAGGAGAUACCUCAAACUGAAUUGCAUCCAGAAAAGAGAGGUGAAAGACAAAAUAGACAAAAUGCUUCGAAGAGAUAAGUCCAGAAGUUGGUAAAUAAUCAAGGUCAAGGAAUGCUACCUUCACCCUGUAAAAAGCAUUAUGUAUCUUCCAUUAGAUGGGCAGAAAGGAGCAACUUUUGCACUUCUAAAUUUGUGUUUUAGAUUGAUUGUUCGAAAUGGCAUAACGACUAAGUUAAUAGCCUACAGUUUUAAAAAACAGUCUAGGCAAUUUUCCACCAAUUCACUUGCAUAGUUUCGAGGUUCAAAUCCUGUGA
Messenger RNA from Elaeis guineensis (African oil palm), 706 nucleotides. Lineage: Eukaryota; Viridiplantae; Streptophyta; Magnoliopsida; Arecales; Arecaceae. The record is from RefSeq and is a predicted model, not a curated record.